Messenger RNA from Photinus pyralis (common eastern firefly), 2769 nucleotides. RefSeq names its product DNA helicase MCM9-like. The record is from RefSeq and is a predicted model, not a curated record. Gene Ontology annotation, cellular component: nucleus; MCM complex. Bases 97 to 2706 code for a protein of 869 amino acids. Gene Ontology annotation, molecular function: single-stranded DNA helicase activity; single-stranded DNA binding; ATP binding. Lineage: Eukaryota; Metazoa; Arthropoda; Insecta; Coleoptera; Lampyridae. The transcript is spliced from 9 exons. Gene Ontology annotation, biological process: DNA replication; double-strand break repair via homologous recombination.
AAUUUCGAUUUUCGACGAACAAAUACGUUUUGAGGUUAUGUUAUUUUAUUUGUAAAAUUUGAAAAGUAAUAACGGGUAUGUAUAAAUAAAUUAAUAAUGGAAGAUCCCUAUUAUAAAUUAAUGGAAGAAUAUUUACUCAAUAAUUUUAAACAAAAUAUUCUGGCGAUUUUAGAAGACGAAAAUGAACAGAAACAUUUUCCCCUGAAUAUUAGCUUUAUAGAGCUUUUCGAUGUCAGUACAUGGUUGGGGGAUGAACUCCUUAAAGAACCCGAACAGACUUUAGACACCUUAGAUAACAUGGUUCUAAAUGCGCAAGACAUCAUAUUACAACAAUUGGCGAAUAAUACUAAUUUAUCAUUUAAACAUAACAUUCACGCUCGAGUAUUUGGUCUUCCUGCCUGCCCCGAAUUGCAUCGCAAGAUUUUUCCAUACAGUGAAGAUCUGGGCUUAUUUUUACAAAUUAGAGGAACGGUGAUUAAGACAAAAGAUCCGAAGAUAUUAGAAUAUCAUAGGUUGUACAGGUGCACAAAGUGUAAAUAUGUCGAAACUGUAACGGCUAGUUACGAUCAGAAGUUUAUAAUUGUACCACCGAAGCGUUGCCCAAAUCCGGAGCAGUGCGGCGGGCGAAAUUUUGUCGGUGUCGGGGGGUUAGUUGCGGAAAAUUGUAAAGAUUAUCAAGAGAUAAAAAUACAGGAACUAUCUUCAAAUGUCAACAGCACAAUGCCGUCGACUAUGUGGGUUACUUUGGAAGAUGAUCUGGUGGAUACCUGUCAACCGGGGGAUGAUGUGACAAUUUGUGCAAUUGUGAAACGUAGAUUUGGACCUCUAAUUGUUGGAAAACGAAUUGAGGUGGAAUUGUGUUUGAAAGCGAACCACGUGCUUGUACACAAUGGCCACACCUUUCCCACACUAAUAACUGCAGAUGUCACGAAUCAGUUUCAAUCAUUUUGGAAGACGUACGAAAAUUCUCCUCUGGUCGGUAGGGAUUUAAUACUCCAAUCGUUCUGUCCUAAGCUCUUCGGUAUGUACUUGGUAAAGUUAUCUGUGGCGGUGGUUUUAGCCACAGGAGGUAGCUCUCAACAGGACGACGUCGGAUCUCGAAAGAGGUCCGAGGCUCACUUGCUUUUGGUCGGUGAUCCAGGUACGGGAAAAUCGCAUUUACUUCGUUACGCCUCUAGGAUCAUUUCUAGAUCCGUCUUGACGACAGGCGUGGGAACCACAUCGGCCGGUUUAACUGUGGCGGCUGUUAUUGAAGAUGGUCAGUGGCAGCUUGAAGCGGGUGCGUUGGUUUUGGCGGAUGGAGGAAUUUGUUGUAUUGACGAGUUUAAUUCCAUGAAACCCAACGAUCGGGCUAGCAUUCAUGAAGCUAUGGAACAGCAAACUAUUAGUGUAGCAAAAGCCGGUAUACUGUGUAAGCUGCGAACACGAUGUUCAAUUUUAUCGGCCACCAAUCCAAAAGGAGGACACCUCGACGAUUCCCAGUCGCUAAGCUUAAACUUAGCCAUUCCAAGCCCGUUGCUAAGUCGAUUUGAUAUCGUCUUAAUGUUAAAAGACACUUACAGAGAGGAAUGGGACCGUGCGAUAGCGAAGCACGUUUUAGACGAGAAGUUUACCGACUCGCCGGAUUCGGACACUUCAUUGUGGAGUAUGGAGAUGUUGCAGCAAUAUUUUGUGAUGAUCAAAACGAUUAAUCCCGUUUUAACGACAAUGUCCGACCAAAUUUUAGGUGCAUAUUAUCAGGCUCAAAGAAGACAAGAGACCCGUAAUAAAUCGAGAACUACAGUACGCCUUUUGGAAAGCUUAAUAAGGUUAUCCCAAGGGCAUGCGAGGUUGAUGUACCAUUCCGAGGUGCAAGUAAUGGACGCUGUAUUUGCUAUUGUGCUCAUCGAGUGCUCCAUGCAUGGAGAAUGUGCGGUGCUGUCUUUGGGACCUUUAAAUGUUCUCGAGUCCUACCCAGGCGACCCGAUGGGUCGCUAUGCUGAAAUUGUUAACGUGGUUCUUACACAGUUGGGACUAAAUCAGAUACUGCAACACGAAAUGAAUUUCAUAAAUACAAAUUAUAAGACGUCAAAUUUAAAUACACAGCGUGAUUCGUGCAAUGCCAGAGAUGACUCGCCGGAAACUUCCAGCACCUCCAAUUGCGAAGUAGAUAAUGUGCCAGAAAACACUGAUUCCGUUCCGAAAGGAUCAAAGCGGAAGACUAAGGAGCGCAAGUCUGACUCCAAUGGUUUAAAUUGUAUUCCUAGCGUUAUUGAUUCGUUCAAUUUUAACAUAGACGACUGUGAUAAAAAUUGGAGUGAAGACCCUCACUUUCCUGUCGAAAGCCAAAACACCAAGAUCAAAAAUAUUCAGAAAAAAUUCAAGUUUACAUCAAAGGCCCUACCUCGAUUACCAAAGAAUCCUAGCACAGAUGCAGCGAGUAGUGAAGCAGAAGAAAAAAUUCAAAUUUGCGCAACCACAAAUAAAGAAGUGAUGAAUGUUGAGCCAAUACCGAAAACUGUCCCAAACACUGAUCAAAACAGUGCAAAAGAAGUAGCCGUAACAAAAUCUGCCGUAGGAUUAUUGCAGGCUAGGUUUGGUUUCGAACCACGAAGUGCGCCUGCUGAAAAUAUACCAGAAACGUCCUCCAAAAGCAAUGCGGGCUUUUGCAGUAUGUUUGAAUCGGAUAAUACGGAAGAUUUCGAUUUUUUGAAUUUUGAUAUAUGAUUUAUUUAAAUACUGGUGCCUUACUUUAAAAUAAGUUCAAAAUACAUUAACAGUUCAUUCGUU